GAGAGAGGUUUUGAGAUUUUUCCUUGCCGCAUUUCCUCCCCUCUCCCCUCUCCCCCUCCCCUUUCCUUCCACCCCCGCCCCGCUCCAGCUCGAGCGCGCCCAAACCCUAGCCCCCGAUCUCUCCCUCCUCCCUCCUCCCUCUCUCGCCGGCUCGGCGCGCCGGCGGCUCGGGCGUUCAUGCGGGGCGGCCUCUGAGAGCGCGCGCGCGUGCAGAUCCAGCAGGCGCUCCGCCGAGAUGGCGAGGGCGGAGGCCAACUGGGAGCGCCUGGUGCGGGCGGCGCUGCGCGGGGACCGGAUGGGCGGCGUCUACGGGGUCCCCGCCAGCGGCAUCGCCGGGAACGUGCCCUCCUCGCUCGGCAACAACACCCACAUCGACGAGGUGCUCCGCGCCGCCGACGAGAUCCAGGACGAGGACCCCACCGUCGCCAGGAUUCUGUGUGAGCACGCGUACGCGUUGGCCCAAAAUCUGGACCCCAACAGCGAAGGAAGAGGGGUGCUGCAGUUCAAGACUGGGUUAAUGUCAGUAAUCAGGCAAAAACUAGCUAAGAGGGAAGGCGGUGCUAUAGACCGAAGUCGGGAUAUAGCUAAACUGCAAGAAUUUUAUAAGCUGUACAGAGAAAAACAUAAAGUUGAUGAGUUGUGUGAAGAUGAAAUGAAGCUGAGGGAAUCUGGUGUGUUCAGCGGUAACCUCGGAGAGCUGGAGCGCAAAACUCUGAAGCGCAAAAAAGUACUUGCAACUCUCAAGGUCUUAUGGUCAGUAAUAGAGGAUAUAACAAAGGAAAUUUCCCCUGAGGAUGCAGCAAAUUUGAUUUCUGAAGAGAUGAAAGAAGUGAUGCAAAAGGAUGCAGCAAGGACAGAGGAUGUUGUGGCGUAUAAUAUCAUUCCUCUAGAUUCCUUGUCUACAACUAACCUAAUUGUCACUUUUCCAGAGGUGAGGGCAGCAGUAUCAUCUUUGCAGUACCAUAGGGAUCUGCCCAGGCUUCCGACUACCAUUUCAGUUCCUGAUGCUAGGAAUUCAGAUAUGCUAGACCUUUUGCACUGCGUGUUUGGUUUUCAGAAAGACAAUGUGAGCAAUCAACGGGAGCACAUUGUUCACCUGUUGGCAAAUGAGCAGUCUCGAUUAGGCAAACUACCAGGGAAUGAACCGAAAAUUGACGAGGGUGCUGUACAUGUUGUGUUCUCUAAGUCCCUGGAUAACUACAUAAAAUGGUGCAACUAUUUACCACUACGUCCUGUCUGGAAUAACGUUGAAUCAUUGACCAAAGAAAAGAAGUUGCUAUAUGUUUGUUUAUACUACUUGAUCUGGGGAGAGGCUGCCAACGUACGAUUUCUUCCAGAAGGCUUAUGCUACAUAUUUCAUCAUCUAGCAAGAGAACUAGAGGUGAUUAUGCAGAAACAGACUGCUGAGCCUGCUGGAAGCUGCAUCUCUAAUGAUGGCGUAUCAUUUCUUGACCAAGUCAUUUAUCCUCUAUAUGAAAUCGUUGCAGCUGAAGCAGGCAACAAUGACAAUGGGCGGGCAGCACAUUCUGCAUGGAGAAACUAUGAUGAUUUCAAUGAGUUCUUCUGGUCUGAGAAAUGUUUUCAGCUGGGUUGGCCGUGGAAACUGAGCAAUCCAUUUUUCUCAAAGCCUAUUAGGAAAGAGCAGGGCUUGAUAAGUAGGAAUCAUCAUUAUGGAAAGACAUCUUUCGUGGAGCACAGAACUUUUCUGCAUCUUUACCAUAGCUUUCACCGCCUGUGGAUGUUCCUACUUCUGAUGUUUCAGGGACUCACUAUCAUUGCUUUUAACAAUGGCAAUUUUGACACAAAUACUGUAUUGGAACUUCUUAGCCUUGGCCCAACUUAUAUCAUAAUGGAAUUUAUUGAGAGUGUAUUGGACAUUCUAAUGAUGUAUGGCGCCUAUUCAACAUCUCGUGGUUCUGCAAUCACCAGAGUGAUCUGGCGAUUCUGUUGGUUUACCGCGGCUUCAUUGGUCAUCUGUUACCUAUAUAUCAAGGCACUUCAAGAUGGGGUGCAAUCUGCACCUUUUAAGAUAUAUGUUGUUGUAAUCAGCGCGUAUGCGGGUUUCCAGUUAAUCAUCAGCCUACUCAUGAGUAUUCCCUGCUGCCGUGGUUUUACCAAUGCUUGCUACAGCUGGUCUUUUGUACGCCUUGCCAAGUGGAUGCAUCAGGAACACAAUUAUGUUGGAAGAGGCUUGAAUGAAAGGCCUCUAGAUUAUAUCAAAUAUGUUGCUUUCUGGCUUGUUAUUUUUGCUGCGAAAUUUUCAUUCACCUAUUUCCUCCAGAUCAAACCUCUUGUAGAACCAACAAGACUGAUAAUCAGUUUCAAAGGCUUACAGUAUCAAUGGCAUGACUUUGUCUCAAAGAAUAACCAUAAUGCGAUCACAAUCCUUUUUUUAUGGGCUCCAGUGGCCUCAAUUUAUCUUUUGGACAUCCAUGUUUUUUACACCAUCAUGUCUGCUAUUGUUGGAUUCCUUCUUGGUGCACGUGACCGCCUGGGAGAGAUUAGGUCUGUUGAAGCAGUUCACAGGUUCUUUGAGAAGUUCCCUGAAGUAUUCAUGGAUAAACUUCAUGUUGCUGUUCCAAAAAGGUUUCAAAUGUUUAUACUGUUUUUUUACACUUCAUUUCAAUACACUAAAGCUGGUUUUGAUGGAUCAUACAGGAAACAACUGCUAUCAUCUGGUCAGAAUGCAGAGUUAAACAAGCUUGAUGCAUCUAGAUUUGCUCCUUUCUGGAAUGAAAUUGUGAAGAAUUUACGGGAAGAGGACUACAUUAGCAACACUGAACUGGAUUUACUCUUGAUGCCCAAGAAUAUAGGAGGUCUUCCAAUUGUGCAGUGGCCACUUUUUUUGCUUGCUAGCAAGGUUUUCUUGGCCAAAGAUAUUGCAGUUGAUUGCAACGACUCACAAGAUGAACUCUGGCUAAGGAUCUCAAAGGACGAAUAUAUGCAAUAUGCUGUCGAGGAGUGCUUUCAUAGCAUCAAGUAUAUCCUGUCAUCUAUUCUAGAUAAAGAAGGGCAUCUCUGGGUGCAAAGGAUUUUUGAUGGUAUUCAAGAAAGCAUUUCAAAGAACAACAUCCAGAGUGAUAUUCAUUUCAGCAAAUUGCCUAAUGUCAUUGCCAAGCUUGUUGCUGUAGCGGGAAUACUGAAAGAAACGGAAUCUGCUGAUAUGAAGAAGGGGGCAGUUAAUGCUAUUCAAGAUCUAUACGAAGUUGUUCAUCAUGAAGUGCUUUUUGUUGAUUUGAGUGCUAACAUUGACGAUUGGAGUCAGAUAAAUAGAGCAAGAGCUGAAGGCCGCCUCUUCAGUAAUCUCAAGUGGCCAAAUGAACCUGGAUUGAAGGACAUGAUCAAACGAUUGCAUUCACUUCUGACCAUCAAGGAAUCAGCUGCAAAUGUUCCUAAAAACCUGGAAGCCAGCCGGAGACUGCAGUUCUUCACGAACUCUCUGUUCAUGCAAAUGCCUGUUGCAAGGCCUGUUUCAGAAAUGCUUUCCUUUAGCGUAUUUACUCCAUAUUACUCUGAGACUGUGCUUUAUAGCAUCGCCGAACUCCAAAAGAAAAAUGAAGAUGGUAUAUCUACACUGUUUUAUCUUCAGAAGAUUUAUCCAGAUGAAUGGAAGAACUUCCUUACUCGCAUCAACAGGGAUGAAAAUGCAGCAGACACUGAACUUUUUAGCAGUGCGAAUGACAUACUAGAACUUCGGCUAUGGGCAUCUUACCGUGGGCAGACAUUAGCGCGAACAGUUCGUGGGAUGAUGUACUACAGGAAGGCCCUUAUGUUGCAAACUUAUUUGGAGAGAAUGCAUUCUGAAGAUCUCGAAUCUGCAUUUGAUAUGACUGGUCUGGCUGACACACAUUUUGAGUACUCCCCUGAAGCACGUGCACAGGCUGAUUUGAAAUUUACGUAUGUGGUUACCUGCCAAAUCUACGGAGUGCAGAAAGGAGAAGGGAAGCCAGAAGCUGCAGAUAUAGCCCUUCUGAUGCAAAGGAAUGAAGCUCUCAGAAUUGCAUACAUCGAUGUUGUUGAGAGCGUUAAGAAUGGAAAGCCUAGCACUGAGUAUUACUCAAAGCUUGUUAAAGCUGACAUCCAUGGAAAGGACAAGGAAAUUUAUUCUGUUAAAUUGCCCGGCAAUCCAAAGCUUGGGGAGGGUAAACCUGAAAAUCAAAACCAUGCUGUCAUUUUCACUCGCGGAAAUGCUGUACAAACCAUUGAUAUGAAUCAGGAUAACUAUUUCGAGGAGGCACUAAAAAUGAGAAAUCUGCUUGAGGAAUUCUCUCAAAAUCAUGGCAAGUUCAAGCCUUCAAUCCUUGGUGUUAGAGAACAUGUCUUCACUGGAAGUGUUUCCUCCCUCGCUUCGUUUAUGUCAAAUCAGGAAACUAGUUUCGUGACAUUAGGACAGCGCGUUCUUUCUAAUCCACUGAAAGUGAGAAUGCAUUAUGGUCACCCAGACGUGUUUGAUAGAAUAUUUCAUAUUACGAGGGGUGGCAUCAGUAAGGCGUCCCGUAUCAUCAAUAUCAGUGAGGAUAUAUUUGCAGGGUUUAACUCUACUCUGCGUCAAGGGAACAUAACUCACCAUGAGUAUAUUCAGGUUGGUAAAGGAAGAGAUGUUGGGCUUAAUCAGAUCGCACUAUUUGAAGGAAAAGUUGCGGGAGGAAACGGCGAACAAGUUCUUAGCAGAGAUAUAUACAGACUUGGGCAGCUUUUUGACUUUUUCAGGAUGUUAUCCUUCUAUGUGACUACUGUUGGGUUUUACUUCUGUACUAUGCUAACUGUACUGACGGUGUACAUAUUUCUUUAUGGUAAAACCUAUCUGGCUUUAUCUGGUGUUGGAGAAUCAAUUCAAAAUAGGGCGGAUAUACAGGGAAAUAAAGCACUGAGUGUGGCUCUGAACACCCAGUUUCUUUUCCAGAUUGGUGUGUUUACUGCAAUUCCUAUGAUUCUAGGUUUCAUCCUGGAAGAAGGUGUCCUAACGGCUUUUGUCAGCUUCAUUACCAUGCAGUUCCAACUAUGCUCUGUAUUUUUCACGUUCUCUCUUGGAACAAGGACUCACUAUUUUGGCCGCACAAUACUGCAUGGAGGUGCAAAGUAUAGAGCAACUGGUAGGGGUUUUGUGGUACGGCAUAUUAAGUUUGCUGAGAAUUACCGUCUUUAUUCCCGAAGCCAUUUUGUGAAAGGGCUGGAGGUUGCACUUCUGUUGGUUAUCUUUCUAGCUUAUGGUUUUAACAACAAUGGAGCAAUUGGCUAUAUCUUACUUUCCAUAAGUAGCUGGUUUAUGGCUCUUUCUUGGCUUUUUGCUCCAUACGUGUUCAACCCGUCUGGAUUUGAAUGGCAAAAGGUCGUCGAGGAUUUCAGAGACUGGACAAACUGGCUUUUUUACCGAGGUGGUAUUGGGGUUAAAGGAGAAGAAAGCUGGGAAGCUUGGUGGGAUGAAGAACUGGCACAUAUUCACACCUUCCGCGGGAGGAUAAUGGAAACUAUACUUAGUUUAAGAUUUUUUAUUUUCCAGUAUGGAGUUGUUUACCACAUGAAAGCAAGCCAAGAAAAUACAGCAUUAUCGGUAUAUUGGGUAUCAUGGGCUGUGCUUGGAGGGCUUUUUGUCCUCCUAAUGGUAUUUAGUUUAAACCCCAAGGCCAUGGUUCAUUUCCAGUUGCUCCUGCGUCUGGUCAAAAGCAUUGCACUGUUAGUGGUUUUGGCAGGUUUGGUUGUGGCAAUUGCGAGGACACACCUCACUGUUGUAGAUGUACUUGCUUCCAUCCUAGCAUAUGUGCCUACUGGAUGGGGAAUUCUUUCGAUUGCUGUGGCAUGGAAACCAAUUGUGAAGAGAUUGGGUUUGUGGAAAACAGUGCGCUCGCUGGCUCGUCUGUAUGAUGCUAGCAUGGGAAUGAUCAUUUUUGUGCCCAUAGCCAUCUGCUCCUGGUUUCCUUUCAUCUCCACCUUCCAGACACGGCUACUAUUCAACCAGGCUUUCAGCAGAGGUUUGGAGAUCUCUCUCAUCCUGGCUGGCAACAACCAGAAUGCAGGCAUAUGAUGGUGGGCAUGACCAAUCUUUUGAAUCUUCACCCAGAUCGAGCACCUUCGUAGUUAGUUGAUCCCCGGUUCUGAGUUAGCAGUAGAUGUAUAUAUCUCCGUGUUGACUGGCAUUUAUAUGCUAUGGCUGUAUUUGUAUAUCGCCUGCUACAUUUUUUGCACCGAUGAUAGUUAUAGGUUGUGGUGUUCUCAAAGGACUGGGUACUGAAAUCAUUGUUAAAAUAACUUGUGUAUUUGUGUUAGUUUAGAAUAAUGUAGGUUUGGGGUAAAAAAAUACGGACAAGAAGUGAUAUUGUGAAAUUGGGGGCUGUACAUCUGAGUUAUCUUUCGUGCCAGGGAGAAGUAUCAUGGUCAUGGAGCCAGAAAUUAUGCUUUUACAAAUA
Molecule: messenger RNA, 6404 nt
Organism: Triticum aestivum (bread wheat)
Lineage: Eukaryota; Viridiplantae; Streptophyta; Magnoliopsida; Poales; Poaceae
Product: callose synthase 9
Exons: 50
Coding region: 236-6022 (1928 amino acids)
Biological process (GO): (1->3)-beta-D-glucan biosynthetic process
Cellular component (GO): 1,3-beta-D-glucan synthase complex; plasma membrane
Molecular function (GO): 1,3-beta-D-glucan synthase activity
Source: RefSeq, a predicted model, not a curated record